Molecule: messenger RNA, 561 nt
Organism: Colletotrichum higginsianum IMI 349063
Lineage: Eukaryota; Fungi; Ascomycota; Sordariomycetes; Glomerellales; Glomerellaceae
Exons: 2
Coding region: 1-561 (186 amino acids)
Source: RefSeq, a predicted model, not a curated record
AUGGCACUUCAGCUUCACAUUCCUCCUUGUAUCCAUAGACCGCCUCAUCAUCUUCAUUUUCCAUCCGCCGACAAACCGCUAAAAAUCCGGAUACAGGGACCCCUCCAGUCCAUUCAAAAGCUGAUCCCCAACAUAUCAUGGCAUCCUAUUUUGCCUUUCCCACAACCUGGGGGGCUAGAACUUGCUAGGCUCACACAUGAGACCUUGUAUGGGCAAAGCCGAGUUGAUAGCCCGCCAGUCGUGCAGGAUGAAUACCUGGCCUGGGUCAUGGAAGGAAGGAGGGCGCUUGACUAUAUCGACUACUAUGGGGUUACGUUUGACCAUCUCGUCUCUCCCAAUGAUGAGAAUCCAGAGGUUCUCGUAAUCAACAUCAUUGAAGUUGAUGACGAUGGGGGAUAUGCUGAUGGAGGGAAAUUCGCAAAUGAGGUUCUCCUGUUUUCAGUAAACCCAGGCGAUUAUACAGGAAAGAAGGUACUUGCAGUGCCUAGAUGUUGUCAGCAUAAGAAAGGCACACAGGAUCGUAGUCUAAUAAAUGGUAUGGUAGCUGAGCGGAGGGUUUAG